GUCCGAUGGACCCACAAGCGCACAUAUAUAUGUUGACCUUCUACUCUGUGGCCACCCCUCAAUAAGCCUCACUUCCACCUGUCUCUGGUCACUCCGUAUCAUGGAUAGCUUACAAUCACUCAACCCACUGCCUAAUGCUGCUGGUACUCUGGCUUCCACUGGCAGUGCCACUCAAAAGCCCCAGGAGACCAUAAACAUCGAGACGGCCGAGCACGCGACAACAAUUACAGCAGCGGAUACAGCACCGCCGCCUGCCGCGGAGGCUGAGAUACCCGAGAAAUGGAUACAUCUAUCCUUCACCUGGUCCGGUAAGCCAUUCGGUUUGGACAUCGCGGAGUCAGAUAGGGUGGACGACCUCAAGGCUCUGUUGCAGAGCUUGACAGAUGUUCCUCCAGAGCGACAGAAGAUCCUCGGUCUUGUGAAAGGAAAGCUGCCGCCAGACGAGGAGACUAUCGGCAACCUGAAGCUUACGAGCGGGAAGAAGUUCAGUCUAGUUGGGACGCCUCAGGGACAGGAGAUCAAAGAUCCUUCACAACUCGAGUUCUUGCCUGACGUCGUCAACGAUCUGGAUAUCGACUUCUCUGCGAACCCUGAGGCAGCGAGCGCCUACAUUCACGAUCAACGAAAUCAGCGGAAGAUCCGGGAAUGCACAAAGAAACUGGAAGUCAACAUUAUCCAUCCGCUGCGAGAAGGCAAACGAUUGUUGGUCUUGGAUCUGGAUUAUACGAUCUUGGAUACGAAACCUCUCACCUCCGGAGCGCUGCCACCGCAUGAAUGUGCAAGGCCACGGCUACACGAGUUUCUCGAAGCAAUCUAUCCUCACUAUGACAUCUGCGUGUGGUCACAGACGAGUUGGAUAUGGCUCGAAACGAAGUUGGCUGAACUAGGUAUGAUUGGCGGAGGGCGUGCCUAUGAGAUAUCGUUCGUUCUUGACAAGAAGUGCAUGUUCUCUGUUUUCUCAAGACGUGACGGCAAGCCGUAUAAGCAUCACGUCAAGGCCCUGCAGAUCAUCUGGAACCACUUCCCACAGUUCAACGCAAGCAAUACGAUCCACGUAGAUGACUUGGGGAGAAACUUCGCCUUGAACCCGGGUCAAGGUCUGAAGAUCACGCCGUUCAAAGACGCGCGCCUCCCACAAUCCAGGGCAGAUAGAGAGCUUGACGGGCUCGCGCGGUAUAUGAUACAUAUUGCUACGGUACACCAGGACUUCCGGGACGUUGAUCACAAGAACUGGCAGUAUGUCGCGCGUGGGCUUCCACCGGCGUGACAGGGACGCCUGCGCGUUGAUUUAGAGACAUGGACAGUCUUUGGGAAUUAAGGAAUCAUCUAUGACUUGUGCUCCCGCGCUUGGGACAUUGUUUGGCUCUGCGGAAGGAUGCAGUGACAUAAGCUUGUUCGUGUAGGACAACACCGUACGGGUCUGCAAACGUAAAACAUUGGGAUGAUUGUAUAUAUUAGGGUCGCACAUGUACUACUAUGAUAGCAAUGCAUAGAAGCAGCGUCUUGUACCACA
Messenger RNA from Rhodofomes roseus, 1513 nucleotides. Its product is annotated as HAD subfamily IIID h. Gene Ontology annotation, biological process: protein dephosphorylation. Bases 101 to 1267 code for a protein of 388 amino acids. Gene Ontology annotation, molecular function: protein serine/threonine phosphatase activity; protein binding. The transcript is spliced from 12 exons. Gene Ontology annotation, cellular component: nucleus. NCBI's taxonomy places the organism in Eukaryota, Fungi, Basidiomycota, Agaricomycetes, Polyporales, Fomitopsidaceae. The record is from RefSeq and is a predicted model, not a curated record.